Messenger RNA from Cuscuta campestris, 1327 nucleotides. NCBI's taxonomy places the organism in Eukaryota, Viridiplantae, Streptophyta, Magnoliopsida, Solanales, Convolvulaceae. The record is from the annotation of a GenBank genome assembly.
CAGUAUCCCAUCUUUGGUGUUACAAUUUGCUGUGGAUUUGCAUUAUGGAAAUUGAUAUCGGUUUUCUACUGGUGAAGUCAUACGUGUUAGGUGAAAUACCAUCCCUAAAGGACAGAAUCGCCAUUGUCCGCUAGCUUUGGGGCCUUACAGGAGAUAUUUUGGUCCUAGUUGAACCAGGAACACCACAUGGAUCUAACAUCAUAUCGCAAAUGAGAUCUCAUAUAUUAUGGAUGGAAAGAAGGAGAUCUCACAAAUUAGAAGAGUCACCUGACAAAUCUUGUAAAGCCUUGACGACACACAAAAGUGGUGCAUUUAUUGUAGCACCUUGUGGACACGAUGGACCUUGUCCGUUGAGUAAGUCUGGAAAAUACUGUCAUUUUGUUCAACGGUUGGAGAGGACUACAUCACAACUUACUGUCAAGCGGUCCAGCGGUGCAUCUCUUCGUGGCUUUGAAGAUGAGAAAUUUUCUUAUGUUGUUUUGAGACGAGGACAACGGCCGAGAGAAGCUUGGCCACUUGAUGGCAUGAAGUUUGAAACAUUGGAGGAACAACAUGCUAGAAGAAAUGAAGAAGAUAUAGAGAUUAACUAUGAGGACCAAUUGCCUUUAGAAAUUGAGGAAGACCUGAAAGGAGAGGAUCACAUAUCCUAUGAUUCUGAUGAUACAGAAGCAGACACCAUUACAGAUGAAGAUGAGAGUGAGGAAGCAGCAGCAGCUUCUGCUGGUCUUGGUACUGGUUGGGGAAGAAUAAUUUACUCUCCUAUACGAAGGGGGAAGCGGGUCGAAAUGGACGUGUGCCGGGCAACAAAUGCCGAAGGCACGAAAGGCUCUUUUGAUCGGAUUAUCGUUACAAAGAGCAAGAAUCCAACAAUGCAUCGUCAAGCUAAAAGAUCCCUCUGGGGAGACCUCUGGCCACUUUGAAACACCCUACACAUGAAGAAACUAUGCUACAUGUCAUCAUCACUUGGGGCGUUUUUCUCUACAAAUCAACUGAAGAAAUUGUCCAUCCAAAAAAGAAGUGGAAACCGAACUUGUCGCGUAGGACUGUGAUUUCAUGCCUUCUCCUCACCCACAAUGCCCACUUUGGGGUUAUGUUGGGGAUUUAUGCCCUCUUAAGUGUUCCCUCUGUUGCAAUUGAUAUGUUCCCUCUUCAUCAGACAGCACAGUUUUCAUGUUAUUAUGAAUGCCAGAUUGACAAAAAAAAACAUGAGCAAUACCAUUUGUCUUUCCUAUAAACAGCAUAUUUGUUAUGAUGUUCCUAACUUGUUUUGGCCCCCUAGGCUAUGUUUGGAUGGAGAGUUUUGGAGCAAUAAAGAGAGUAGAGUCAA